Messenger RNA from Haemonchus placei, 390 nucleotides. Lineage: Eukaryota; Metazoa; Nematoda; Chromadorea; Rhabditida; Trichostrongylidae. The record is from the annotation of a GenBank genome assembly.
CGUCUUCCAGAUAAAGGAAAGACGUUUUCUCCACUCUCUCAGGCGGUCAAAUCGCUUUGCAUGGAUGUAGCAUACCACGUAAAAAUAUGCAACGAUACGAAUUUCUGCAAUAAUUACUGCAAUCCUCCAGUGACUAUCGAACCUCAACGACGCAAGUGUUCCGCAUUCUCUUUCAGAACUUUUAUCUCGAAAAAGUUCCUUUUUGCUUCUUCUUCAUUUUCAGAGCCCAUUACUAGAAGGCAAAUGAUCUGGACCUGUUUAUUUCGGGGCAGCUCUUUAUGUAAUGCUGACACAUUGCCACAACAGUGUCGAUAUUCGAGGACAAUAAACAGACGAGCUUCGUCCGAGCAAAUCUCUUCCCAGAGGAAGCGAGCGAGCCAUUUAUUCUAG